AUGGCCUCCAAUGUGCCAGGUCCCAGUGUGGGAGGUAGUCCUCCUCAGUCUGUCAACGAGAUUACCAAGAUCGCCCAAGAUUAUCAGUACAACGCGGCCAUCGCACUUAAAUACUGGCUCCGGACAGCAGCCACGCUAAUCCGAGAGGCCCAGAUCUAUGAGCGCGAAGGACACGAUGAGCAAGCUUACCUACUUCUUUUCCGACAUGCCCAGCUGGUUCUGGUAAACCUGUCAAGACAUCCGGAUGCCGCCAAAGAUGAGAAGAAUCGCAUGGCACUUGUAGCCGCCGAGAAAGAGGUGGAGAAAAAUCUGGCUAAGCUAGAAAUUCUCAAGCCAAGAAUCAACAAACGAUACGAGCGCUACACCCAAUUGAUGCGCGAGCGCGACUCCAGAAAGCUGUCUUCGGAGUUCAACAUCGUCACAGAACAGAGCGACCGACCUGUGGAUCCCGCAUUGAGUGGGGUCGCAAAGCCUCUAGAAGCUGGAGAGAAUCGAGAUCUGGCCGUCCGAUUAGCGCGGUCCGAACUCAAUCGCAGGGCGACUGUCCGCAGGAAUGAAGACGACAAUCGCCGAGAAGCGGGCGUAUGGGGGGAUUGGGAAAGUGCACUGACUACGGACAAACAGUCCGCCGAUAAUGACUUGAGUCAGCGCAUCCAGAAUAUCAGAUCCAAUAUUGAUCAUACCCAGCUUGCCAGCCAGAGUCAGCGCGCGCAGAAACCGGUGCUGCGCGAGACAUCCUCCGUAGCGGCAACAUACAACUACCCUACCGUUCCCCGCCAGAAGCCUUUGGUACCGUCCCUCUCGUCCGGCCAGAUUGCCAUACGUGACAAGAAUGCGGAAAGACAGCCACCCCCGAUUCUACCACCGAAGGAACAUGUCGAGCCACACCGGGCAUCUUUCGUCGACGGAGCAUUUGCAGCAGAUCCUCCACCACUUCCAUCAAAAGUGUCAUCAGCUCCGCCACCACCUGAGAAGGUCCAAUUUGAUGAUGCCACAUCAUGUAGCCUUGACCCGGCUAGCUACACCUUCAAGCCCUCCGCGUACCUAGAAAACGGCAGUCCACUGCGCUCUGUAUUUCUCCCCUCCAGUCUUCGGGCUCGAUUUUUGUCUCUCGCAGCUCCAAACACCCACCGCAACUUGGAAACUUGUGGUAUUCUCUGUGGGACAUUGGUUUCCAAUGCUCUUUUUAUCUCCAGGCUAGUGAUCCCAGAACAAAUAUCUACAUCGGACACCUGCGAGACUACCAAUGAAAAUGCAAUUUUCGAGUACUGUGACUCUGAAGACCUGAUUAUGCUGGGAUGGAUUCAUACACAUCCCUCUCAGACAUGCUUCAUGAGCUCGCGUGAUUUACACACUCAUUCUGGUUAUCAAGUGAUGCUCCCAGAGAGCAUUGCAAUUGUCUGUGCACCUAGCAAAAAUCCUGACUGGGGUGUGUUUCGACUCACCGAUCCACCUGGGCUGAAGACAGUUCUCAAUUGCACACAGAAGGGCCUGUUUCAUCCACAUGCUCAAGAGAACAUAUAUACGGGUGCAUUGCGACCCGGUCAUGUGUUUGAGGUUAAUGGCCUGGAGUACGAAUCUGUGGAUCUACGCCCCAAAGAUCAGCGUGAUUAA
Messenger RNA from Penicillium odoratum, 1614 nucleotides. RefSeq names its product putative endosome-associated ubiquitin isopeptidase (AmsH). The transcript has 2 exons. Gene Ontology annotation, cellular component: endosome; membrane. The record is from RefSeq and is a predicted model, not a curated record. Gene Ontology annotation, molecular function: protein binding; K63-linked deubiquitinase activity; metal-dependent deubiquitinase activity. Lineage: Eukaryota; Fungi; Ascomycota; Eurotiomycetes; Eurotiales; Aspergillaceae. Gene Ontology annotation, biological process: protein K63-linked deubiquitination. Bases 1 to 1614 code for a protein of 537 amino acids.